Brassicogethes aeneus is the source of this 515-nucleotide messenger RNA. NCBI's taxonomy places the organism in Eukaryota, Metazoa, Arthropoda, Insecta, Coleoptera, Nitidulidae. The record is from the annotation of a GenBank genome assembly.
AUGGAAAUUGUGGAUGAUUAUAUAGCGAAUGGUACAACCCCAGACGUCCAAGCGUGGCCUGGCCUCCCUCCAACGCACGUCACAGUAGCUUGUGUGAUAAACGACAUGACGAAAGGUCGAGCAGGCAAUGGGAGAGUACACUCGGAAGAGGGAAGCUUUAAUUGUCAGAAAUGUGGAAAAAAAUAUACACAAAAAGAAGAAUUCAUAAGACACAUUCAGUUUGAAUGUGGAAAACAACUAGUUUUUCAAUGUCCUUUAUGCCCUAGAAGGUGUAAAAGGGAUGAUGUUCUUAAAAUUCAUUUGCGCAAUAUUCACAGAAUAGAUUAGAUUAUAAUUUAUAUAUGAAACCUUUAACCAAUUUUUAAUUAUAGUUAAUUAAGUAAAAGCAAUUUUGCUUUGUAUGUAAUUCGGUUUUUUGUCCAAUAAAAAAUAAGUUUUUAAAUAUUUUUCUGAUGAAAUCAUAAAUAAAAUGGUUUAAACAUAAUUUAGUGAACAAUUAUUUUAUUAAAAUUAUA